GUACUUGUUUGGGCUCAAGCCUCUCGUGCUGCCCGUGCCCCCCGCCGCCCCCCGCCUUGGGCGUUCUGUACUUUUUACAAGUGUUUGCCAGUGUCUUACCUAUAGGAAUCUCUGGGACCGGGAGGUGGCGAGUGUUUGACCCUCUUGGCGGCGUGAAAACACUGAUAUGAGAAGUUCCAAAUUGUCGUUGCUGGGCAGGUCGUGUAGGGGAUAAGACAGAGGUAGAAAGGAUUUGUGUUGGCAAAGGAGCAAGUGAACGCUUACAUUCUGAACCUGACUGCUCAUGUGAUUCAGUGGAGUGGCCUCAGGCAUUUUCUAGCCUUCAAUUUUACAGAGUGGGAUAAGGAACUGUGUCACCAGAUAAUGUGAGGCACUGGAACCCAACUGAACUCUGCAUCCAGGAACCCCAGGAGUGAAGAUCAGAGACUUUGACUAACUUGGCAACAGGGAGCUCUUUGGAACUUUGCUUUCGUCCACAGUAACCUUUUAAAAUUAACCCUCGAGUGGAAUUGAGUUCUUUGUCAUCUUUUGCUCAUUGGGAAGAACAUGGCUUCCGGGAUGUUGUGUUUCCCUUUAGUUUUGCAUGAACUUUGUAGGAAACGAAGCCCUUAAAGGGCUUGGGAAGAACAAGAAAAGGCUGAAGACAGAUACGUUUGAACCCUGUUUCCCUUCCCUUUCAAAGAAAAGGAUUAACAACAACCUUGUAACAGCUGCUGCCCAGCUUUAGCCACCGAGAGAAAAGAAAUCAAAUUAAGCCACCAUUUUCAGACUGCAAGUCCUGAAGCCCAGGGGUGGAAGCAGUGGCAUUGAGAAAACGACCUCACAGGGACAAGGACUGCAGUAAAAAUAGCUUCUUUUUAAAGCUGGGAAGGGCCUCAGGUUCCUUUUUGGAUGAAAAUAGGCACACAGGACACACCUCUUUCAGGUGCAGCUCACGUUUUGUGGAAGUGUGGUAGGCCUGGAGGUCUUGUUUCCUCAGAAGGACUUUGCCUCGCCGGAAGUGCACUGCCCUGAUCCUCUCCCCUUCUUCCUCUCAAAGACUCGGCUCCAUCCAUGAGCUAUUCCUUGAUCUGUCCGACGGUCCAUGGUCUCCACCUGCAACUGUUUGCAUGCAUACAGUCUGCUGUUUGUCUCCGAUUUCUAAACUAUACCAGCUGUGUUUCUUAGUCUCCUUCUCUGCCUCCUUUUGGGGAGCUGGUUUUUCAUCAUUUGGAAUCGCCUUUCCCCCUCCCAUGUGCUUUCCUUCAUUUGCGAUCUUUUGACCUUUGGUUUUAUUCGGGAGGGGGAAGGGUGACCACUUAAAAUUUUCUGUUUCCUUGGUUGCCUUCUGUAGUUUUCUCUCCGUUGUUUCCCUCAUCCCAUUUUCUUGUCUGUUCUGCCGCUGUGUGGGCCUGGGCUAUGCGGCAGGGCAGAUCUCCCAUCAGAGCUCCAACAUGCCCGCAGAGUCUGGAAAGAGAUUCAAACCCAGCAAGUAUGUUCCGGUCUCAGCAGCUGCCAUCUUCUUAGUGGGAGCCACGACGCUCUUCUUUGCCUUUACCUGUCCAGGACUAAGCCUCUGUGUGUCACCUGCAGUGCCCAUCUACAAUGCAAUUGUUUUCCUCUUUGUGCUGGCCAACUUCAGCAUGGCCACCUUCAUGGAUCCUGGGAUUUUCCCUCGAGCCGAAGAGGAUGAAGACAAGGAAGAUGACUUCCGAGCUCCCCUAUACAAAACGGUGGAGAUCAAGGGCAUACAGGUGCGCAUGAAAUGGUGUGCCACCUGCCGCUUCUACCGCCCUCCACGAUGUUCCCACUGCAGUGUCUGUGACAAUUGUGUGGAGGAAUUUGAUCAUCACUGCCCCUGGGUGAACAACUGUAUUGGUCGCCGGAACUACCGUUAUUUCUUCCUCUUCCUCCUUUCCCUGACAGCGCACAUUAUGGGUGUGUUUGGCUUUGGCCUCCUUUAUGUGCUCUACCCCGUGGAGGAACUCUCAGGUGUGCGCACGGCUGUCACAAUGGCAGUGAUGUGUGUGGCUGGCUUAUUCUUCAUACCUGUAGCUGGGCUCACGGGAUUUCACGUGGUGCUGGUGGCUAGGGGACGCACAACCAACGAACAGGUUACUGGUAAAUUCCGGGGAGGUGUGAACCCUUUCACCAAUGGCUGCUGUAACAAUGUCAGCCGUGUACUCUGCAGCUCCCCUGCACCCAGGUAUCUGGGGAGACCAAAGAAAGAGAAGACAAUUGUAAUCAGACCUCCCUUCCUUCGACCAGACGUGUCAGAUGGACAGAUAACUGUGAAGAUCAUGGACAAUGGCAUCCAAGGAGAGUUGAGGAGAACAAAGUCUAAGGGAAGCCUGGAGAUAACAGAAAGCCAGUCUGCAGAUGCUGAACCUCCACCUCCUCCUAAGCCGGACCUGAGCCGUUACACAGGGCUACGAACACACCUCGGCCUGGCUACUAAUGAGGACAGCAGCCUCUUGGGCAAGGACAGCCCUCCCACACCUACCAUGUACAAGUACCGGCCGGGCUACAGUAGCAGCAGCACAUCAGCAGCCAUGCCUCAUUCUUCCAGCGCCAAGUUGAGUCGAGGGGACAGCUUGAAGGAGCCGACUUCAAUUGCAGAGAGCAGCCGCCAUCCCAGCUACCGCUCAGAGCCCAGCCUGGAGCCCGAGAGCUUCCGAUCUCCCACCUUUGGCAAAAGCUUUCACUUCGAUCCACUAUCCAGUGGCUCACGCUCCUCCAGCCUCAAGUCAGCCCAGGGCACGGGCUUUGAGUUGGGGCAAUUGCAGUCCAUUCGUUCAGAGGGCACCACCUCCACCUCUUAUAAGAGCCUGGCCAACCAGACACGCAAUGGAAGCCUCUCUUACGACAGCCUGCUCACUCCUUCAGACAGCCCUGAUUUUGAGUCAGUGCAGGCAGGGCCUGAGCCAGACCCACCUUUAGGCUACACCUCUCCCUUCCUGUCAGCCCGGCUAGCCCAGCAACGGGAAGCCGAGAGGCACCCGCGUUUGGUGCCAACCGGCCCAGCACACCGAGAGCCCUCACCAGUUCGGUACGACAAUCUGUCGCGCCAUAUUGUGGCCUCCCUCCAGGAACGAGAGAAGCUGCUACGCCAGUCACCCCCACUCCCUGGCCGAGAGGAAGAACCAGGCUUGGGGGACUCGGGCAUUCAGUCAACACCAGGCUCAGGCCAUGCCCCUCGUACUAGUUCCUCCUCAGAUGAUUCGAAGAGAUCACCCUUGGGCAAGACUCCACUGGGACGCCCAACUGUCCCCCGCUUUGGCAAGCCAGAUGGGCUAAGGAGCCGGGCACUAGGGUCCCCUGAAGCAGGCUCAACUGCCCCAUACCUGGGCCGAUCUAUGUCUUACAGCAGCCAAAAAGCUCCACCUGGUGUCUCUGAGAUGGAGGAAGUGGCCUUGCAGCCGUUACUGACACCCAAAGAUGAAGUGCAGCUCAAGACCGCCUACAGCAAAUCCAAUGGGCAGCCCAAGAGUAUAGGCUCCGCCUCCCCCAGCCCAGGCCAGCCACCUCUUAGUAGCCCCACAAGGGGAGGGGUCAAGAAGGUGUCAGGGGUGGGUGGUACCACCUAUGAGAUUUCUGUGUGAGCCUUGCGGGACACCUCCCUCCCCCACGCCUCUAUGCCUACACCAAAGGGCCCCAGGUGGCCACCUUCCUUUCCUCAAGGGGCUCCCCUCCCCUGCAUGGACAUUUUUUUAAACCACCAAUUCCAAGAGGAUGAGGAGCGUUUAUAAAAUGCAGCGGGGUUGGGGAGUCGGAGAGUUGGGGCCCUGAGACUGGGGUAGCAACCCCCUUCACCUUUUAAGACCUUCCCUCCCUUAACCCCUGGACCAGACUCAGUGGACAUUUGUGCAAUUGCUCGCCCUGGAGGGAACCAGAUCAUUUUUAAACCAGAAAUAAUUUUUUUUAUUAUUGUUACGGAUUCUAUUUUUUUCCUCUUCUGCGUUACCAGGUGUGUGUGUACAUAUAUAUAUAUAUUAUAAAUAUCAAAGAAAUUAUAUAUCUAUCCUGGGAUGGGAAAAUGAGGGAGGGAUCUAUGUAAGGAGGGGCUCUUACUCUUCCCAUUCCUCAGACCAGCAGGAAAAAAAGGGGAGGCAUCAAGUCUUUUCUUCCCCAUGGUUCCCUCUUACGUCCCAGUUACCAACUAAGGAAAUAGCACCCCCUGUUGUUGGUGCUAAGUGAUCAGGAAAGAAAUUCGGGGAGAGGUGAGUCUGGGGUCUUGGUCAGAAGAGGAAAGGACCUGGAGAGGGGAAUUCAUUUUCUAGGCUCACUGGCACUUAAUUUCCCCAGGAGGGGCGUCGCAGCCUCAUGACUUUAAUGGUGGGGGAGGGGGGAGGAUCUGGAAAAAAGCCUGGCCUAGCUCCAGAAACAAUAUUGGAUAAUCCUCCCGUUUCGGGGAGAGGGAUCAGGGUGGGCUUCUCCAAUAAGCUCUGCAAAGCCUUUCCCCACACUUCACACAGUUAACAUUCUUUUUAAAUCAAGGCCAGGAGAGAAGACUCCAAAAAGCAAUAUUUUUCAUCACAUGCCAAAAACGGGAUAGAGAGAAGGAGUGGCAGGCCUAGGCCCUCCGAUUGUCCCUUGGGGGUUACCCCUCCGCCCACCUCAGUAUGGUGCUGGGUAGAGGGGAUACCUGGGUUCUAACCUCUAAACAGGGGAGACCCCAGCCUCUAGGCAGAGGCCCUUUUAUUUUUUAUUCUGAUUAGCCAUUUUAAACCGACAAGGAAUAAAAAAAUCCUGAUCUAACCAGC
Messenger RNA from Talpa occidentalis (Iberian mole), 4742 nucleotides. It is a transcript of the gene ZDHHC5, whose product is annotated as zinc finger DHHC-type palmitoyltransferase 5. Lineage: Eukaryota; Metazoa; Chordata; Mammalia; Eulipotyphla; Talpidae. The coding region runs from base 1434 to 3581 and encodes 715 amino acids. The record is from RefSeq and is a predicted model, not a curated record. Gene Ontology annotation, biological process: protein palmitoylation. The transcript has 13 exons. Gene Ontology annotation, molecular function: palmitoyltransferase activity.